AUGGCCCCCGUCACUGUCUCCUCCUCAUCCCUCUCCUCCGGCCCCACCACUCGCCGCGCCCCCCAACCCCUCCCCGCCGACCUACGCGCCUCCCUCACCUCCGCUCUCCUCGCCCAGAACUCCAUCCCCCGCAUCCACCAGACCCUCUCCCACGAGCUCGCCUCCUCGGGCUGGACCAACGCGCUGCGCGAACACGUGAAGGAGCUGCUCCGCAGCGGGCAAGCGCAGAGCUACGGGGAGGUGAUGCGGUUGGUUGUUGAGGGGGCGUUGAAGGAGGAGGGGGGGAAGAAUGGGGAAGAGGCGAAUGGGGAGGGGAAUGGGGUGGCACAGGCGGAGGUGAUUAAGAUUCCGGAGAAGGCGGUGAAGGAGGGGUUGAGGGUGGUGAGGAAGGAGUUGGAGAGGGUGUGUGAGGUGGUGGUGGACAAUUGA
This is a messenger RNA of Eremomyces bilateralis CBS 781.70, 429 nucleotides long. RefSeq lists its product as uncharacterized. The transcript has a single exon. NCBI's taxonomy places the organism in Eukaryota, Fungi, Ascomycota, Dothideomycetes, Eremomycetales, Eremomycetaceae. The record is from RefSeq and is a predicted model, not a curated record. The coding region runs from base 1 to 429 and encodes 142 amino acids.